Messenger RNA from Neoarius graeffei (lesser salmon catfish), 1423 nucleotides. It is a transcript of the gene l2hgdh, whose product is annotated as L-2-hydroxyglutarate dehydrogenase. Lineage: Eukaryota; Metazoa; Chordata; Actinopteri; Siluriformes; Ariidae. The record is from RefSeq and is a predicted model, not a curated record. Gene Ontology annotation, molecular function: (S)-2-hydroxy-acid oxidase activity; (S)-2-hydroxyglutarate dehydrogenase activity. The coding region runs from base 91 to 936 and encodes 281 amino acids. The transcript has 7 exons.
UAUGAACGUGGACAGAAGAACAAUGUGAAAGACCUCACACUGAUCAGCGCCAGAGAGAUCAGAGAGAGAGAACCUUACUGCAGGGGGAUCAUGGCCCUGGACUCACCCCACACAGGGAUCGUGGACUGGCGUGUGGCUUGUUUAUCGUACGCUGCAGAUUUCCAGCAGGCUGGAGGCUCCAUCAGAACCACAUUCACCGUCUCAGACAUCCAACCUGCAGCACAGAGUCCAGCUCAGAGCUCUGAGGGUCUGAAAUAUCCGAUCAUCAUCAGGAGCUCGGAGGGAGAGGAGGUGCGUUGUCGGUUCGUGUUGACGUGUGCUGGUCUUUACUCUGAUCGUCUCUCGGAGAUCUCCGGCUGCAGCGCCGAGCCACGCAUCGUCCCCUUCAGAGGAGAUUACCUCGUGCUCAAACCUGAGAAAAACUACCUCGUCAAGGGCAACAUCUACCCUGUUCCAGAUCCUCGGUUCCCAUUCCUCGGUGUUCACUUCACCCCCCGAAUGGACGGCAGCGUGUCGCUUGGACCAAAUGCCGUACUGGCGUUUAAACGUGAGGGAUACACACUUACUGACUUCAACACCCACGACUUCACCGACGCACUCGCCUUCAGGGGUCUGCAGAAGUUGGUGAUGAAGAACUUGAGGUUUGGUGUCGGUGAGAUGUACAGAGGGAUGUUUAUCAGUGCGCAGGUGAAACUCCUGCAGAAGUACAUCCCUGAUCUUCAACCAAGUGAUGUGGUCAGGGGUCCUUCAGGAGUGCGUGCUCAGGCUCUGGAUCGUGACGGUAACCUGGUGGACGACUUUGUGUUUGAUGGCGGUGUGGGAGAGCUCGGUAGCCGAGUGUUACACGUACGAAACGCACCGUCACCUGCAGUGACCUCCUCCCUCGCCAUCGCCAUGGCAAUCGCUGAUGAACUGGAGGCCCGGUUUGUUCUGUAGACACACCCACAGCUGUGAUGUCAUUAAAAGGCACCAUCAGAGAAGCGCGCGCAUGUGUGUGUGUGUGUGUGUGUGUGUGUAAAAUACUAGUCAAGUGCUUCACCUACUUCAGAUCUGAUGUCAUUGCUCCACCCCCGGUGACAUCAUAGACAUUGUUCUAUUGGCUGAUCUCACUCUCAUGACCCUGCUAAGACCUCGUUACUGAUCGGAGUGUCGUUAUCACUGCGCUGUGAUGGUUCUGUGCACACAGUGGGAUUAAACUAUUCUCAUUUUAUAAGUCAGAUGAAAUUAUUUAUCAGAUGAGCGAUCCAUCAUGUUGUACGUCAGGGAUUUUUUUUAUGUCCUGUGUGUGAGUGAGCUGAGAGUGAACUGGAAUGUAGGUGCUGUUUUAAUGAUGCUGAUAACAUUUUAUAGUUUUGAGAGGUUUGGGGAAAUGAUUGUACCGACUGUACUGAUGAAUAAAUUAAUAUUUUUAUUCUUUUAGAAA